AGUGUUAGUUCACAUCAUUCAUCAUAGGUUUUCGCGGGAAACGUACGCAGGUUCUGCAAAAUCCACACACACAUUGUACACAAACACAUGAAUUCGCAUGUGGGGCAAUGGGAUUGAAUUGAAUGGAGUCCAAUUGAAUUUUGGUACGCUUUUGUGAGAUGUGAAUGUCGUCAUGUCUAAGCUGUCAAAUGACUAGGAAUUGCUGUAUUUACUUCCACAGUGCUCUGAACAUUAUAGCUAUCAUAAUUACUAGAAGCGAGGACACAUUGUGAUAAAAAGUUGGAUAUGGCAUCAUCAACUCAAGUCAGUUCGGAUCUUGCAAGCUGCUCUUAUCAGCUCUCUCCAAACAACAAACCUUCUAAAAGCACAUCCAACCAAUCAGAUGAGACCACAGACAGGCCCAAGCCCCAAUCAUCCCCCAAGAGGCCAAUCAGGGAUGCAGUUGCUGCUGCGAAACUCAACAGCGCUCUUCUCCCUGCCAAAGUGACAAGAAUAGGUGCUUCACCGAAAAGGUUGAAAAAGGAAGGCUCGUGGAGAGGGGACGAGAGCGCAACCAAGAAACAGAGUCCAACUAAGAGUGAUGCAAGUGAGGACCAGGACCAGAGUCCUAAUACCAGUUCCAGUGGAGAGACUUUCAAGGACGCGGAAUACUCAGAGGGUCUAGAUGUGCUUGCCCGUUGGAGUGAUGGUCUCUUUUAUCUUGGAACUGUAAAAGAGGUUGAACAGGAACACGAGCGCUGCAUGGUGUCUUUUGAAGAUGAAUCUGAGUUCUGGGUGCUCUACAAAGAUCUGCAGAAGGCCCACAAUCAGAACGAAGACCAGGACAUCACAUGCUUUGUGUGCAAUGAUGGCAUGUCGGAUUUCCCCAACGAGAUCGUCAUCUGUGACAGAUGUGGUCGAGGCUACCAUCAACAGUGUCAUAGUCCAUCUAUAGAGGGCUCUAUUCUGCAGAAUGAAGACGAGCCUUGGCACUGCAGACCGUGUGUUUUUGUCAACUCAGUUAAGGUUGGAGGUGCUUUGAAGAAAGGACCAGCAGCCAAAGUGUUCCAAGAAUUCAAGAAAACGCUUCCAUACAAAAUUGAGACCAUUCAUUGGGAUGCUGGUCACAAGACUAACACAGAGCAGUAUUAUUGUUACUGUGGUGGGCCAGGAGACUGGUAUCUUAAGAUGCUGCAAUGCUGCCGUUGCAGACAAUGGUUCCAUGAAGCCUGUGUCCAAUGUAUAGAGAUUCCAAUGCUGUAUGGCGAUAGGUUCUAUAUAUUUGUAUGUUCUGUGUGCAAUCAAGGUCCAGAGUACCUCAAAAGACUUCCUCUAAAGUGGGGGGACCUUGCCCAACUGGUGCUAUACAAUCUCACUCUGCUACACAAGAAGAAAUACUAUGAUUUUGAAGAGGAGAUUUUACCCAAUCUGACGCAGAAUUGGAACAACUACCAAGUACCUCAUCUAUCUGAAACAACUCGGUCGGAGAAACAAGAAAGAAUGCUAAAUGCACUUCAAAGCUCUAAGAUGAGCUCUACCUUGUCCUCCUUCAGGUUUGUUUGCGGCAAGGAAGUGAAGAAGAAAAAGAACCUGUGGGGGUUACGAGUCCGCACCCCUCCGGUCUCGCCCACCAUCGUCUUGCCUGCCAUUGGUCAGAUCACCGAUGAUGUCAUGAAUGACAUGAAGAUGACGGGGACAAAGGUCGUGACCUUCCAGCCUGUACAGAGUUUGUCUCCUGUUCCUCUGGAGAGGAGAAGAAGGAAGCAGAAAGGUCUCACUCCUGAAGAGAUCAUGGCCAACUCCAAGAAAGCUCGUAAACUCCUGCUCCAGGCGACCAGCAGUAAAACGGGCAGACCUCUUACAAGCCUGAACCAAUCCUACAGAGGCUAUGGAGGUGGCAUGUGUACAUCCAGUACUGGACUCACAGUAGUGACAGGUGGCUGUUCCGUCCUUGACAUGAUACCCCCUCUGGAAAUGGUUCCCCUCGGCAACAACGUUGUACCGUGUUCAAUGACUCUCUCCUCGCGCACCAGCAUCAGUAGCAACGGAAGCUCACAAAACGGCGCUGGACCUAGCAAUGGCCCCAUGAACCAAUAUGGCCGCCUCCUCUCGGAACAAUCGAUGGGCAAGAAGCGCAGGGGUAGGAAACGGAAACGCAGGCUCAGCUCUGAGGACCUUGACAAUGAAACCAGUAAUGGUAGCCAAACACCUGAAGAAGUCAAAGACACAACAGACUUGGAAAUCAAGUUGAAAAAUCAGCAGAGUCCGAGCAAGACAAGAGUGAAUGGCAUCACGGAAGCGGCGUCCCCGAUCGGGAUCCUGCAGUCGGUAACGUCCUACUUCGGUGCGGAAGGACGCAUCGCAUGCGGAGAAGGCCACAAGGUGCUUGGGAAGCGUGUCUGCGCGGACGGCAAGGUGCAGUAUUUGAUUCAGUGGGAAGGGAGCUCACCUUAAACUAUGGACCUACUCCCAUCAGAAAGAGAGAGAGGGCUGCAUCUUGAAGAAAUCCGCUCUUCGAUUCCGCCGAUGAUGGAAGGCAGAACUGCGAAUGAGUCGAGGCAUAUAUCUCAUUAUCUGUUUCACCUCUUUUCGUACAACAAUAACAUUCUUGUACUGUCUGUGGAAAUACUGCAGUUGAAAAAAGAGCAGGGGGUGUUUCACAAAACUUGUCAUCGGUGACAUUAGACAGUUUUUGUUAUAAGCUACUAAAAUCCUUGCUUCUGAUCGGUUAUCAGUAGAUUUGUCACUGAUUUUUGUCAUUUGUCAUUGAAAAAAUACUUUGUGAAACGAUCCCAGGUCCCUGUGAUGGAAGUGCGUGUUGAACUCUUGAAAAUGGCCUUACUAUUAGGCAUCAAAGAGGGAGAACGCGUCGUUCUAAAUAAAAUGCAGGUGGUUGCUGAAUGGGUUAUUGAUGGGUACACAGGGCUUCCAUGUAAGUUGUAUAAAAAGAUCUGCUAGAUAGUGCUGUAAGGGAUCGAUAGAGGAAUUCCAAGGUCAUCUGCUGAUGUUGCAUUACUCACUAGCUGCUUGAUAUUGCAAUGCUGAUAAAAAGAUGGUGUUGGGAUUUAGAUGUAGCGCUUGUGGCUAAAGACAAUGGAAAGAUUAUUUUCAACAACUUGUUGAAAUUUUCAACGCUUUGAGUUGGUUCCCACAUUGCAUAACAUAAGAUACAGUGUCCUUAUAAAUAAUCUGUACUUUAAUAACCAAGAUGAUCUCCGUAGUCACCGACUGCCGACUUUAACCCAUAGUCUACUUGAACCUGAUGAUCCAUGUAUCAAGCCUUGGGGAAUUACUUUGUCCAGUAGUCAAUGGUUAUGCAAUUUUGAAAAGAUAUCGAUACCGCUGCUUCAUAAGACCAGAGUGCUUUAAUAGUGAGGUGGGGAAAAUGUUUGUAUGAAUAUCCAAGCUGAUUUUUCUUUUAACACCUAACGUCAGGCAUAUAUUACCACAUAGACUAAAAACAAACCCUCUGAAAAGUAUUACUCCAUCUUGGACGUUGAUGUAUUGUCUGUAACCCGUUGCAUGUCGGCUUUUCUGUUUUCUGACCUUAACCACUCAGACAUUUCCAGAUUCUUGUAGGGUUGUCGUCCAUCCAUAAAUGUGCCAAAAUACCUCUGAAGAAACAUCUCUGUACCCUAAACUGUUUAAGUUUUUUUAAUAAAUAUUUUACCAUGAUUUAUUAUAGAAGAAUGGAACAUUAGAAGCAGGUCAUAGGUCGUGGGCAGUAUUUUCUAUAUUUGUGUAUAUUUUUGGAUACCAUUAUUACAUUACAUGCUUAAUCAUUUCUUUUUGUUCAAUUUGUAGGAUGAUGUAUCCACAUGAAAUGGUAAUAAAACUAGAUUUCAGGGUCAUUAGGUCAAAGGUCGAGGUAGGUUACUGUCUAAAAUCAUUUGGUUAUUGCUUUUUCACUUUACAAAUUGUUUUUAAGUUGGCAAAAUGAGGUUUUCUUGUGAUAUUUCAUAAUGCAACUCUUUCACUGAGGGCCAAAAUAAUAAUACAAUCAUAAAGUUAAGGAAAAGACAUAUUAUAUCAAUUCCACUCCUACAAGGCUUUUCUAAACACAAGUGCUGUGAUUAUGUUUACAACUUUACAUGUUAUUGUCAAUUGUGAUAUGCAAGUAAAUCACACCUUUGUUAAUUUCAUUUUCUUCUUUUUUUAAAGUGAUGGCCUCUGUAUCUUGUAUUUACAGUUUCCUUCGACUUGUUCUUGAUCAUAUUUGUUUUUUUACUUCUACAUUUGCUUCAAACCUAAAUUUGUCAGAUAUAGAGCAUUGGGGCUUGGGCUGCAAUAGGGUUUUACGUGAGGUUCAGCGAUAGGGUCCUGUUUCAUAAGACUUGUUAUCAAUAACAAGUAAACAAUAACUGUUAUAAGCUACUGAAAUCAUGGCAUUUGAUUGGCUGAGAGCAAAUUUUGUCAUUGAAAUUUAGCGUUUGUUAUUGAUAACAAGUUCUAUGAAACAGGGCCCAGGUGGUAGUGUUGGGUCAUCGAAUCAUUGUCCCAGCCAUGCUGUUGUAAAUUGUAUUGUGCUUAUAUGGAAGGGAGCUCAACAUAUUUCCUUCCUAUGUUCAAAGGAAACAUCUUUGAAAAAUUGGUGUCUGCUUUUGACAAAUGGCAUGGACAGCGAUGCAUAUUAAACGGAAAGUUUCAAGUGAAGUUUCAAUAGAAAAGUGUUCUCGUGCAUUAUAUUGAUGAAUCCCAAAAAUAAUAUUGAAUUUAAAUAUUCCAAGCUACAGUAUUAAAGUAGGAUUGUUUUAAAGAUUGUCUUGUCGCAAAAUUUGGUAUCUGAUUUUUUUUAAUUUAAAAUUUGAAUUGCAAUUUGUUUCAAUUAUUGAAUCCCUGCAGUAUUACUUGUGGAAAAUUGAUGAAAAUAAAUCUUCAAAUCUUCAAACUUAAA
Molecule: messenger RNA, 4873 nt
Organism: Strongylocentrotus purpuratus (purple sea urchin)
Lineage: Eukaryota; Metazoa; Echinodermata; Echinoidea; Camarodonta; Strongylocentrotidae
Product: metal-response element-binding transcription factor 2
Exons: 15
Coding region: 286-2433 (715 amino acids)
Biological process (GO): regulation of DNA-templated transcription; chromatin organization
Cellular component (GO): nucleus
Molecular function (GO): DNA binding; chromatin binding
Source: RefSeq, a predicted model, not a curated record